Molecule: messenger RNA, 1520 nt
Organism: Geodia barretti
Lineage: Eukaryota; Metazoa; Porifera; Demospongiae; Tetractinellida; Geodiidae
Source: the annotation of a GenBank genome assembly
GAUGUGGGUGAAUAUUUGCCGCUAAGGGGGAUAGCUAUAAUAGCGCAUAGUGUCCCCUCCCCGCCCGUGUUGCCGUAGCUAGUUGGCUACUGGAUUGCAGAGCGCUGAGUUUGUCAGGAGCUGCAGAACCAUGAAGGCCUACACGAUGUUGUGGAUAACUGUGUGUAUAGUGGUUUUCACCAUCUCCUGGACAUGGACUGGUGGAGGUUACCUCUGCUCCAUUCCUCUUGCUGCACUCGUGCUGGCCUAUGUCAUGAUAUCUUGUAAGUAUCAAGAGGGAGAUGUCACUACCUCUUCCUCAGUUUUACUAUCAAGAGAAAAGGUCUCAGACUUAUUGAAAGAAGAUAAACGCUCAAUGGCGCUACUUGUCUCAUACUGGAGCUUCAACAUAAUUGUUUCUUAUUGGUUUCCAUACAUGAACUGUCCAAUGGUUCUCCUUACUCACUGAUAUUCUUCUCUGUUGCCUUUAUUACACUGUUUAUUUUGCCGACUGCCAUGUGGCUACUUUUUCUCCCUGUUUCAUCAUUUCUGGAAUGGAAAACUGGACAACUUGAGGGAAAUAAAUCAAAAUCAGUCAUUAUGAGGACACUAAGAAUUGUUUGGCAGCAGAGACUCACGAUAUUUUUCAUAUCAAUGAUGGUGUUGUUGAUGUUUGUUUUUGAUGCUGAUCUGACUUGUGUGAUUCGAUACACAAUGAAAGGGCAACCGUGCUGGCCAGUGCUAAUUCCAGCAUCCUCUCGCCCUCAACUCCCUUAUCCUCUACAACAUGCAUGGAUAAAAUCGUGGCACAAGCUCUUCCAUGGAUACUCUCCAGGAAUGGUGGCAGAGUUCAUUCAAAAUUUGGGUCGAGGACUUGGUGAAGUUCCAUCACUAUUGCCAACAUUGAUAGGAGUAUAUCUGGUGACCUUGUUUAUAGUCCCAUCAAAGCAAAAGAUACUUAGACUAACCAUCUUCGCUUGUGUGGCAGGCAUUGUCCUUGGAGGUGUGUUAUCGGGAACACUGAAGAUACUUAUUCAUCGUUACAGACCUAAUGCCUAUGGUGACCCAUACCAGUGGACUGGACCGAGUACAACUGUAGUGAAUCACCUUGCCUUUUCAAAGCUAGACCUAUCUUUUCCUGCUGGGCAUACCAGUGUGACCAGUGCUGUAGCAACAUGCCUGUACCUGGGUUUGCUGGAGUCACAUGAUCGAGCCCCCCUGACGUGGAGAGUCUGUGUUGUCAUACUGCUCUACAUGUUUCCUGUGGCUGUGUUAGUCAGCCGUGUUGGUGACUGCUACCACUGGAACUCAGAUGCUACUUUUGGGAUGCUAUUGGGUUGCAUCAUUGGACUAACAGCAUCGAAGCUGCUGUUUCAAGACAAUCAUCAUUCUAAAAAAGAGCCUAUUAUAGUUUGAGAUAGCAUUUCCUCCCAUAACACAUGAACUUUUGUGUUCUGUGAUAUAAUGAUAUAUCAUCCCGCUGUUGACUCAUAGCUUCAUGAAGUCUAACAUACAAAUCUGUACAAAUGCGCAAUUAAAUA